This is a messenger RNA of Rhizoctonia solani, 1071 nucleotides long. RefSeq lists its product as uncharacterized. The record is from RefSeq and is a predicted model, not a curated record. The transcript is spliced from 4 exons. Lineage: Eukaryota; Fungi; Basidiomycota; Agaricomycetes; Cantharellales; Ceratobasidiaceae. The coding region runs from base 1 to 1071 and encodes 356 amino acids.
AUGGACAGAGACGAGCAACUUAAUAGCACCAAAGCCAUUGCUACCAAUGUGCCAGAAAACAGAGUUGACUGUGAUGAUCCUAACAACAAUCCAUACGCCCCAGGGCCUUGCGCUAACUCCGUCUCACACUCCCGACGAAACACGCCGCCCCAAAACCUUCCCAUAGGACCACCUCCCAUCUCUGAAAAUACUCGAACUAGGCUUUCUGAAAUCAGGAAACUAGAAUUUGCCUGGGGCAUGAAACCACGUACUCUGAACUUGGAUACUACUAGAAACUUGGUCUGGCUGGAUUGUACCGUGCAUAAGCUUUUUGAUCAUCGACACUGGGCGUUAUUGCCCUCUGAGGCCAUCCUGGACGAGAUCUUACGUUUUGUUGUCCAGCAUAUCGAUUACGAGGAUCGGGAGAAAUUCACCAAAGUAUUCCCUCAUCAGAUAUACGAAUACACAUUUGUGCAACUUAAGCCAUGCACCGAGCCGUAUAUUCGCUAUGAUAAGCCACAAGUCUCGGUCCAUCAGGGUCCUUUCUCGACGCUCUCGCGAAUUCGAUCCCAUAUCCACCCGUACUUUGUUAUCUGCAACGUCGCUCUGAAAGACAAAAAGUUCUAUCCUCACCUCAAAGCUGGCACACAAAGCGAGUACGAAACUCUGGCUCAUGACCCUAGUCUACUGAAGCGUCUUCGGCUAUGUCGUUCAAUCUUUACUCUUUGGGAUCGUCCUCUACCCGCCCACUUUGACCAAUUAGCUCCUCCGGAUAAUCUCGCUCCCACCGUUUCCAGCGGGCAUAGCACAACGUCACGCAACACUACUCGGAGUGCAAAACGUAGGCGUGUACCCGACAAUCACAAGGGUUCCACGGCGGACGUGGAUGAUGACGCUUCACAGGGAUAUGAACCAACGGAAUCUGCACUCACCCGGUCACUGUUCACACCAGGGGAAUCCCAGACCCCACACAACCAGUUGGAAUCAACGAUCGGUCAUACCAAUCCCGAAACACCACUCUAUCUUUUGAAAGUUGGAACUUGGCUUCAAGGAAUCAAGCCGUCAGCGGACGUUGACAACUUGGUAUUAUAA